AAAAUCCAAUCCUAUUUUUCAUCGUCAAACUGAUUUUUUUCCCUCAUCAUUUCCUAAUUCAAUAGCUAUUUACUCCAAUAAAUAUGUGCUGGUGCAGGAAGUGAAUUUAAUUGUGUUGAACUUGGUGUACCAUGGAGAAAAUGUAUAUAAUUCAUCUUUUCUUUACAAUUUUUCUUAGUUAUCUAUCUUUGUCACAGUCGGAGAGGCUCCAUGAGCAGAUUUAUUCUUCAAUAGAAGGUGGAGCUCCAUGCUUUCGCAGGUUGAAUGGGACACACCAGGCAGGAUGUUCAUCAACUAAAAAAGGCGCAGUGGGUGCUGUGCUCAUGAUAAAAGAACUGAAUGAUGCAAUUUGGUUGACUCAAAAUGCCACUAGUGGGUUGUAUAUGGCAGUCGUCAGCACUGCCUUAUUCCAGGAUGUCAUUGAAGAGUUCCUAAGCCACCCAGAAAAUGUAGCUGGUAUAUUAGUGUAUGAGAAUGCAAGCCUUAUCACCAGUGCCUUUACACAAGAUUCAAAGUGUCCCAACGAAUAUUCAUCAGGGCCAGGAAGUACUUGCUCUUCAGCCGAACCUGCUGGUUCUGUAUGGAAUGAAAAAGGUACCAACCUUAUAAGAAGAGAUAUACCAUUCCCAAUCUUCUUUUUGCCUGAAUCACGAUUGGAAGAAAUAAAGAAAAUUGAGGAGUGCUAUGAGAGAUAUAACUUGGACAGAAGUGAUCACAAUGGUAGACCUCUAUGCUCAGUUCAGCUGCGCUCUUUUAUGUAUGCAGCUGUGAACACAGUGGUUUGCACGAGAAGGUCGGCAUCAUCAGCGAUUUUGACCCCAACUAAAGUAUGUGACCCAUUGGGUGAUCAAAAUGUUUACUACUCAUUGUUUCCCCGACCUAAGGAAAAUAAGGAUGCCAAAAAACCCGUGAUAUUAGUAACUGCGAGAAUAGACUCAGCUUCAUUAUUUGAUGGUCUUUCUCCUGGCACAGCCAGCUCGGUAGUGGGCAUGGUGACGCUGAUAGCAGCAGCUGCUGCAUUAACGGAGAUGAUACCACAGAGCAAAGCCGAUUCGUAUGAUACGAAUGUUUUAUUUACGCUUUUCAACGGCGAAGCGUUCGACUAUAUUGGGUCUCAGAAAGUAGCGUACGACAUAAGUAAGACCGCGUGGCCGCAAGUUAACCCGCUGUCGCCGGCUGACAUCCCACUACAUAUCGAGUUGGGGCAGAUCGGUGGCGCCCUCUUGGCUAAUAGAGACAACCAGUCGUGGCCGUUCUACGCCUUUGCUCCGACGCUCGCUAAUACUAUGAGCCAGGUGUCGGAAAUAGUCAACGAAUUGUCUUUGAACCUCAACCAAUACAACAUGAGCCUGAUCCUGACCGCCACAGACAACAUACCGCCGUCGUCCCUGCAUUCCUUCAGGCGUAUCUUGAAGAACGUCACGGAAUCCGGGACGUUGGCCGAAGUUCUGAUCGUGGACCACAAUGAACAUUUCACGAACAUGUUCUAUAACUCGGCGCUAGAUGGACCUGAUAAGAUCGGCUUUGAAUACCACAACAUCAGUAUCAGUAGUAAUGGGACUUUUAUAUCGACUGAAGAACUCAUAAAGAACGGCACUAUGAAGGAAACAGAAUCGCAAGUGAAAAUAGCGCAGCUUGCGACAUCAUUAGCACGAACGUUGUAUAAAAAGGUUACGAACGAAAAAUACACUGGCGAUGUGUCAGCGUCUGCACACUUGAUAGACGAGAUGCUCUACUGUUUCUUGACGAGUCAAGUGUGCCGCCUGCUGCUAGCAGCCGACUUCGGCCAGAGCGGGGCUACGGCAGAGAGCUUCCCGCGUAAACCGGCUCCGCUAUACGUGAGCGUGUCGCACUACGGUGGCACCGCGCCAUUGUUCGCCGGCCAUUUACUGGCGCUGCUCACUGGCACGCCACUCCCCGCUGUCAACCGGACGAUGUGCGAUAAGCCCGACAACAAGGGCUUCUCAUAUCUCUACCUCAAGGGAUGGAACCACACUGGCAUUUGCAUAAGGACCACUAUGAAUUUCAGUCAAGCAAUAAGUCCAGCAUUUACUUCCAGAGACUACGAUUUCACAUCGGGCAUGUAUUCCACUUGGACGGAGUCUGUAUGGCAGUUGAUAUCGGCUCGGGUAUUCGUAUCAGCGAGCGGCGGUGGCGCGCGCGCAGCCCUGAUCGCAGGGCUGGUCGCCACCGCCAUCGCGGCCUUCCUGACCUUCUGGAUAAAGAGCAAUUCGCAGAGGAUCUUCGUCAACGCGCCUGCCGGAUCGCUCGUCAGCACUGAUGCUGCUACUGGGAUACUAAGGACUGUCAAUUGUUGAACAUAAGAAGUAAAUAGAAGAAUUAGGCUGUGUUAUAAGAAAUUAUGAUUUUAAUCAUUCCAUACUUUACACAUCCUAUUUAUCAGUCAGUAUUUACAUGAGACUCAUUUGAUACAUAACAAUACUGAAUUACUGACGUUUAAUUUAAAAUACUACAUAAUAUGAACUGUAAUAAUAGACUAUAGGUAAUGAAAUUAGUUAACUUUGCCUUCAACAUUAUUUAUUAUAUUUCGUGAUAGGCUAGCGUAAUUAAUAUAAUUUAAAUAAAUUUAGAUUAAGAUAAUAUUUUGUAUGCAAAUGAACAGGAUAUUUGUAUUUUCAAUACACUUUUCUCAUCAUUUAGUGCAUUAGAUAUCCGGGUCUGUGUGAUCAUAAAAGCGUUUGUAAUACAUCUGGAAAUAAAUAAAUAACAAACAUUCAAUAUUCAAUAUAAUUUUAAAUUCUUACUGCUCUCUUUAAAAAAGUCAGUCACAAGCCGUUAACUUUCUAACGCAAAUAUUAACCACUGAAGGCAAACCAUGACUUUCAGAAUAAAAGAAAUUAAUCAAUUACUUUGCAGUUCGAUGUGGCUGCUCUUACUUUUGUAAAAAAAGAUCUAUUUAUAUCUUUCUAAAACGGCACAGUUGAAUAGAAGCUUGUCUUUUGAUAAAUCUAUUUGGAUCAUUUUGAAUAUUGAGUUGAUGAGGUUAAGUGACCAGACAAUUAAUAAAACUAAUUCAUUAUA
Molecule: messenger RNA, 3042 nt
Organism: Ostrinia furnacalis (Asian corn borer)
Lineage: Eukaryota; Metazoa; Arthropoda; Insecta; Lepidoptera; Crambidae
Gene: Nct
Product: Nicastrin
Exons: 15
Coding region: 132-2318 (728 amino acids)
Biological process (GO): protein processing; Notch receptor processing
Cellular component (GO): plasma membrane
Source: RefSeq, a predicted model, not a curated record